ACUUUCGGCUGGCUUCCGUCUGGACUGGACCGGUAACAGACGCUGGGCUUCGAGGUCUUUUUUUCCUAGGGCCCCGAAGCUGUUGGUGGCUUCGGCCCGGUUCUAGUCAUGGCCCACGGGGUCCCUUUUGACCACAAUUACUACAUUGUGGAGUGCAAGGAGGAAACAAAUGCUGAAGCCCAGGCAGGGGCCAUGGCCGCCACCUCAACCGAGGAGGCCCCAGGGGCUGUGGAGGUGGCGCAGGCAGCAGUGGCGAGCAGCCACGACAGUGGAGGAGCCAUAGGCUGUGCCACUGUCAAGGAGAGUGAGAGCGACUCGGAGAGUGAGAGCGACUCGGAGAGUGAGAGCGACUCCUCCGACUCCUCCGACGAGAGUGAUGACGACUCGAGCACCAGCGACGAGGAUACUUCAGAUCCUGAGGAGGCGGCAGCUCCCUCGGUGGCUGCGGUGGCUGCUGCUGCCGCUCCUCCAACUGUUCCUGCUGCCGCUGCUAUUCAGAUUCCGGGGCCGUACCGCUACCGCCCCCCUCGCCGCCAUGUUCGCCGUCGUCGCCGUGGACCGCCAUUCCACUUCGCACAGUGGCAGGUCGAGGAAAUGGAAAGCCUGUUUGAAGAGACCCAGUACCCGGAUUUGCUUACAAGGGGAGAGCUUGCAAGAACUUUGAAUGUGCCUGAGGUCAAAGUGAAGGUGUGGUUUACCAAUCGGAGAGCGAAGCAGAGGAAGAUUGAGAGACGUGAAAUGCUGAGAAAUAUUCCGCCUGGUGCUGAAGACUUCAUUUUCAUAACCGAUUUUGAAGAGCCUUCUUAAUGUGCCAUAUUUGGUCAGUAGACAAAGGGCAAAUUGGCAACCUCUGUGCCCAAUGCCAAGCUUAACUAUUCAGCAUGCAUGUUAACAAUAAAAGCAUGAAUUUCCAAGUUCU
Mus musculus (house mouse) is the source of this 919-nucleotide messenger RNA. It is a transcript of the gene Rhox13, whose product is annotated as reproductive homeobox 13. The transcript has 3 exons. Gene Ontology annotation, molecular function: DNA binding; DNA-binding transcription factor activity, RNA polymerase II-specific. Gene Ontology annotation, cellular component: nucleus. NCBI's taxonomy places the organism in Eukaryota, Metazoa, Chordata, Mammalia, Rodentia, Muridae. Gene Ontology annotation, biological process: regulation of DNA-templated transcription. The record is from RefSeq and is marked validated. The coding region runs from base 109 to 807 and encodes 232 amino acids.